AUGUCUCCACAAGUGACGACUCAAAAUCAUAUAACGGAAUCACAUCGGUCGACGCUAGACACUCUUGCAAUACAGGAUCUUCGCGCCAGAAUAUUGCAGGACAAGUGUUGCCGAAAAUGCUGUCCGGAAGAUUUGGCACGACUCAGAACACAGGACUGGUGGCUCACCUCUUUUCUGCGAGCCUACAACUACGACUUGGACAUCACCUAUGCGGUGUUAUCGGAGUGUAUUCAAUGGCGGAACAACUUCCAAGUCGAACGCAUAAGCAUUCUCGGAAUGAAACCUCUUCUCGACCGUCAGCUGGCAUAUCUUCAUGGAAGGGACCUUACUGAUUGCUCUAUACGUAAGAUUUUUCACAUUAACGCAGCACUCUUUUGA
This is a messenger RNA of Ostertagia ostertagi, 378 nucleotides long. The record is from the annotation of a GenBank genome assembly. Lineage: Eukaryota; Metazoa; Nematoda; Chromadorea; Rhabditida; Trichostrongylidae.